CCUCUCUGCCAUAAAACCGCCUUCGGUUAAUCGGUUAGCUUCGCGCGCCGCCAGUAGUGUCUCUCCUCUCGCGCGGAAACAGCCCGAGCCUCGCAAAAAAUGGAAGGAAUCCGUUAAUAAAUCCGAGGAAACCCAACCCAACCCGGAGUAAGCGAGGCGAGGAGCUGGAGACGUCGGCCAUGGAGGGUAGGGACCACGGCGCCGAGGAGAACGUCCCGGGACCUGCCGCCGGCGCGGUGGACGGGGAGGACGAGGGCGAUGAUGGUGCGGGGUUCUCCUUCCCCGUCCCGUCGCUCGCCGCGGACGCGUUCAUCGUGCCCGUGUACCCCGUGUUUGGCCGGCCGAUGUCCCCGCCACCGCGGGAGCCGGUGGUGGAGGAGGAGGAGGAGACGGAGACGGCCACCGUGCGAGUGCCGCUGGGGCGGCUCCUGCUGGAAGAGCGGGAGUUCCGGGCGAGGCAGCGGGAGCGCCCUCAGACGCCGGUGCCACAGCAGCUGCAGCAACGGCCGGACGACGAAGGCGGCGGGGACGGCGAGCUGGAGGGGGUACCGCCGGAGAGCUACUGCCUCUGGGCUCCCGGCCAGUCGACGCCCGGUUCCCCGCGGCGGUGCCGAAAGAGCGGCUCCACGGGGUCGGUGCUCCGGUGGCGCCGCAUCAGCGAGCGCCUCGUCCGGCGGAGCCAAAGCGACGGCAAGGAGAAGUUCGUGUUCCUCAACGCCGGCCCAUCGCCUCACCCGCCCAAGGACAGCGAGGAUAUAGGCGGCGGCGGCGGCGGUGGCAGCAAAGACAACGACGGCCGCCACGGCUGGAGCUACUACCGCAAGGGCGGCGGCGGCAGCGGCGGCCGGAGGAAGUCGUACCUCCCCUACAAGCAAGAGCUCGUCGGGUUGUUCGCCAACGUCAGUGGGUUGCGGCGGAGCUAUCACCCGUUUUGAUUCGAUCUCCUCUGUCCUUCAAUCUCCCUCUUGUUCGUCCUCUUCUGUGCAUAGUGGCAGCUAGAUACUCUCCAGUGCUUCGUAGCGAUAGAAUAAGUUGAUCGGUGUGUUGAUACCAAAUUGUAAAUUGUAAUUAGCUUGUGUAAAGUAAACACAAGAAUGGGCCUAUGUGAGUAUGCAUCUCUCUCAACAAUGGAGAGAUUGAAAUGUAUCUAUAAAAGGAAGAGCAAUUGAUGAAGCAGGGUUGUAAUUCGUUUGUUCUUCAGAAUUGGUGCUAUCUGAAAAAAAAAGAAGAAAAUUUCAGAGUUUGGUGUUCUGUUCUGUCGGCUGUGGCUGCUUAAUAAAUCUUUUCCGUUCAUCUGUAACUCAGACAGGA
This is a messenger RNA of Oryza brachyantha (malo sina), 1311 nucleotides long. RefSeq lists its product as uncharacterized. The record is from RefSeq and is a predicted model, not a curated record. The coding region runs from base 180 to 935 and encodes 251 amino acids. The transcript has a single exon. Lineage: Eukaryota; Viridiplantae; Streptophyta; Magnoliopsida; Poales; Poaceae.